Nicotiana tabacum (common tobacco) is the source of this 1349-nucleotide messenger RNA. RefSeq lists its product as uncharacterized. The record is from RefSeq and is a predicted model, not a curated record. NCBI's taxonomy places the organism in Eukaryota, Viridiplantae, Streptophyta, Magnoliopsida, Solanales, Solanaceae.
CUGAAAAAGAAAGCUUCCUUUUUUCUUCUGUGCUUCUCCUUCAAAUUUCACUGUUAUCAAAUCUUUGAGAUAUCAAAAUAAGGUCUUCAGUACAAAGAAAGAAUGGAUAUGCUUAAGCAAAUGAGGGUGAGAUUCUCCGGUAUAGGAGAAGAAGAGAAAGGAGGCAGCAGCUCAAGAGAUAGAACAAUACCGCCACAGAAAACUCAACCUUUUAAAGAGACAAAAAGAGCACCUAGCUGGUUGCACAGACAGUUUAUAAGAACAAUGAGUCGCGAUUAUGAUUCUAGCGAUAGUGUUGACUAUCCAGCUGCAGUGGCUGCAGCUGCAUUUGCUGUAAAAUCAAUCGAAGACAAGGGCGAAAAAGACCACAGAAGGACAAAUAGUGGAGGAGCUGAUAAACCUUUUACCAAGAUCAAAACUAAAUCAGAUGAUACUAUCCCUAAGAAACCUGAAAAGUUCCCAGAUGAAGUUUCAAAGCCAAGACCAAAACUUCCUGAUAAAAGUGUACCAAUAAGGACAGCAACAACCAAUCCAGAGCCAGUUAACACUGUGCCAUCUAUUAAGAAGAAACCAACUUUUGGAGAUACCAAACCUGAAAGUGAAGUUACUGAAAAGGCCAAAAGAGUUCCAUCUAUUAAAAAGACACCAACUUUUGGAGAUAGCAAACAUGAAAGUGAAGUAUCUGAAAAGGCCAAAAGAGUUCCAUCAAUGAAGAAAACUUCAACAUUUCCAGACCAAAGCAUUGAUAUCAAACCUCCCAAAGCUCCUGAGGUUCCUGUUUCCGACGCUGCUGUUCGGCCAACUAGACUAUCUUCAUCUCAAACAGGCAUGGCUAAAGGGACAAAUACAAUGAAGCCUGUAAGUGGAAAUUCUAAGGCAGAUAUUUGGGAGAAAGAAGAGAUGGAGAAGAUCAUAGAAAGGUACAAGAAGCUCAUAACAGAAAUUGUGGAAUGGGAGACUAAGAAGAAGAAAAAGGCAAAGAGAAAUUUGGAGAGAAUUGAGGCUGAAAUAUUGUCAAAUAAAAACAGAAUGAAAUUACAGGCCGAAUUAGACAGGCGUAGGGCGAAAGCCAUGCGACAUUUCAACAAUGAAGUUGGAAGGAUUGAGAGCAUUGCAGGAGGAGCCAAAGAACAAGCAGAUCAAAAUCGCGAAAACGAAGAGCUUAAGGUUAAAGAGAAGGCAAAUAAGAUCAGAUCAACUGGGAAAAUGCCAGCAACAUGUUUAUGCUUUUAAAUACUAUCCUUCAAAAUAAAGCUGUAAAAACGUUAAAGAUAGCUCUUCUAUAGUGAAAAACAUGUAUAUAUAUACUGAGGCACAACACUCGCCGUAUAUAAGCUUUCAUAAGAUCA